ACAUACAAGGAGUGCCGUAUCAAUUGAUUUGUACUAUUUAGACCGCGAAUAGAAGGAGUUAAUUGCUUAUAUCAUCACUUACGUUUUACCAGUUUCAUAUUCUCAUCAACAAAUUGUAUUUUUAUUUUUUGUUGGUAUCAUUAAAUCUAUCUUUCAAACGUAAAUACAAAAUGCCGACGCAAAAAUGCACCGAUGCUGCUACAGCAAACCUCUAUUGGUACCUGGAGGCCGGGUGUUCGUUUGGCCUAUUGUCCAACAAGUGCAAAAAAUUUCAUUGAAUACCAUGACAUUACAAGUAGAAAGUCCAACGGUAUAUACAUGUCAAGGAGUACCGAUAUCUGUGACGGGAAUAGCACAGGUCAAGAUACAAGGACAAAAUGAAGAAAUGCUUUCUACUGCCUGUGAGCAAUUUUUAGGAAAAUCUGAAGAAGAAAUUCAUAAUAUCGCACUUGUUACAUUAGAAGGACAUCAACGAGCAAUUAUGGGAAGCAUGACUGUAGAGGAAAUAUACAAAGACCGUAAAAAAUUCAGCAAGGAAGUUUUUGAAGUAGCCAGCAGCGAUCUAGUCAAUAUGGGCAUUACAGUUGUGUCCUACACAUUAAAAGAUAUUCGAGACGAAGAAGGGGCAAAGGGAUAUCUAAAAGCUCUUGGAAUGGCGCGAACUGCCGAGGUCAAACGAGACGCGAGAAUCGGAGAAGCAGAAGCUCGCAGGGACGCUCAAAUUCGUGAAGCCAUUGCCGAAGAGCAACGGAUGGCCGCACGUUUCCUUAACGACACCGAGAUCGCAAAAGCGCAACGAGAUUUUGAAUUGAAAAAAGCCGCUUACGAUGUCGAAGUUCAAACGAAAAAAGCGGAAGCAGAAAUGGCGUUCGAGUUGCAAGCAGCGAAAACGAAGCAAAGGAUCAUGGAGGAACAGAUGCAAGUGCAGGUUAUAGAACGUGCACAAGAAAUUGCUGUACAAGAGCAAGAAAUGUUAAGACGCGAAAGAGAAUUAGAUGCUACUGUACGACGUCCAGCUGAUGCAGAAAAAUACAGAUUGGAAAAACUGGCCGAAGCUAAUAAACUACGAUUAGUUAUGGAAGCUGAGGCAGAAGCAGAAGCCAUAAAAAUUCGAGGUGAUGCAGAAGCUUUUGCCAUCGAUGCAAAGGCUAAGGCUGAAGCAGAACAAAUGACAAAGAAGGCUGCAGCUUGGAAUGAAUACAAGAGCGCCGCUAUGAUAGAUAUGAUGCUUGACACUCUGCCAAAGGUUGCUGCUGAAGUUGCGGCACCUUUAUCACAAGCAAAGAAAAUAACAAUGGUUUCUAGUGGCAAUGGAACCGUUGGAGCUGAAAAACUGACAGAAGAAGUUUUUAACAUUGUGACGCGUGUGCCAGAUAUAGUUAAAAGUUUAACAGGCGUGGAUAUCGCAAAGUCUAUUCAUGCUGCAUAAGCACGGUCUAUAAAAAACUUUUGAAUACUUCCUGACCACAUCCGUACUUGUACGAAAUAUUUAAUGAGUCUUUGAUACAUACAUUUAUUUUGAAAAUGCUGUUACAUAUUAGAUUCAUUAGUUUCAACUUAAUGACAUUUCGUUGAAUAACGAAUUCAGUACUUUCACUGCCAUUUACUUAAACGUAACAUAACAAUUUCGACUUGUGCCAAUUUUGAAUAAAUAUUAUAACUGUCGGUAAAUUCGAAUUGGUAUACAGCUUCGAAAAUAGAUUACAGAUUUCGAAUACAUUUCGCACAAGGUUCAUAUUUUAUUCCAACGCAAUAGGUAAAUUAUAUAUGUACAUACCCGAGUUUCAGAGGCAGUGAUUGUAUAUUUUUUUUCAAGUCUAAAUUAUAUAUUACUUGUGUUAGAAUAUUAUCUUUAUGUCUCGAUAUGUGUUAUACUCGUAUAAAGAUUUUAUUUUGGAUUACUAGAUUUUUUUAAAUCAGUAUUUUAUACACUUAGGAGAGAAUAGAUAAAAAAAGUAUGAAAAAUAUAUCUUUUUGAAUCUUUUAUUGACCAAAAAAAUGGUCCAGUUUUGUCCAUAUUCAUAGAAACUGUGACACACUUUCUGAGAGCAGAAACAUUCCUCCAACUAUGCUAUGCGUACCUUCCGAUUAUAUUGAUAUAAUUAAUGGGUAUGACCGCUUUAGAAAAGGAAGUGAAAUCCGACACUCGUUUAUUGAAUGUGGUUUGAUGUUUAAGUAACUAUGUCUAGUCCCUGGAAUUUAAAUAUCUUUACAUAAAUCUUUAAUUAACAUACUUUCAUCACUCAAAGAUGCACUAAUAUAUUUUGCGUCGAUUUUAGCUAGAAUUUACUGUGAUCUAAAUCUUUAUACAAAAAUUGAUAAUCAUAAGUUCUUGAAUUAUGUUUGAGAGCUUUGAUGAAUGAAAGAAAAAUUCGAUUUUAUGUAAAAUGAUUAAAUGUUAAAAUCAA
Molecule: messenger RNA, 2408 nt
Organism: Megalopta genalis
Lineage: Eukaryota; Metazoa; Arthropoda; Insecta; Hymenoptera; Halictidae
Source: RefSeq, a predicted model, not a curated record